CUCGCGCUGAUCCCGGGGGCUGGAAGGAGGCGGUGGAGCUGCGGUCCAACUGCUGAAGUCUCCAUGUGACAGUGAGCGGGGUCCCCUUUCUCCGGCGCCACUCCACUCCUGAUCACAGCCCCAGGAACCGGCCCCUAUUCCAGCGCCGACAGACCGACCGGCCCGGGACUCUGAGCAUCGGACCGUGCCGCCGCCACACUUGGGGUGCGGAGCGAACGGCUACCGGGGUGGGAAGGAGGCGGAGCGGCGCGGCGAGCGGGGCUCUGUGGCGGCGGCGCCGGCGCCCCCGAGCUGGCAGACAUGAACGGCUUCACUCCGGAGGAGAUGAGCCGCGGCGGGGACGCGGCCGCCGCCGUGGCCGCGGUGGUCGCCGCUGCAGCUGCCGCCGCCUCGGCGGCGAAUGGGAACGCGGCGGGCGGUGGGGCUGAGGUCCCCGGUGCUGGUGCGGUGUCGGCUGCUGGCCCCCCCGGAGCGGCGGGUCCGGGCCCCGGGCAACUCUGUUGUCUGCGGGAGGACGGCGAGCGGUGCGGGCGCGCGGCUGGCAACGCCAGCUUCAGCAAGAGGAUCCAGAAGAGCAUCUCGCAGAAGAAGGUGAAGAUCGAGCUGGAUAAGAGUGCAAGACAUCUCUACAUUUGUGAUUAUCAUAAAAACUUAAUCCAGAGUGUUCGAAACAGAAGAAAGAGGAAAGGUAGCGAUGAUGAUGGAGGAGACUCACCUGUUCAGGAUGUUGAUACUCCAGAGGUUGAUUUGUACCAACUACAAGUAAAUACACUUAGAAGAUACAAAAGACACUUCAAGCUUCCAACCAGACCAGGUCUUAACAAAGCACAGCUUGUUGAGAUAGUUGGCUGCCACUUCAGGUCUAUUCCAGUGAACGAGAAAGACACCCUGACGUAUUUCAUCUACUCAGUGAAGAAUGAGAAGAACAAAUCAGACCUCAAGGUGGACAGCGGAGUUCACUAGUUGAGGCAGCUUCUCAUUCACGUGGCCCCCAGCUGUCUGGCUGUCAAGAAUGUUUACUCUCUUUCAUACGUAGAAAGGUUCCUGUGUAUUUUUUCUACAGAGGAUUUUCUUUGCCUUUGGUUUGUUUGUCUUUGAUUCUAAUAAUUAGUGGGAAACUCGUGGAAACUGAGCUUCCUAAAUUAAAACUAUUUUAAAUAAAGGUUAUUACUGUUA
Molecule: messenger RNA, 1176 nt
Organism: Onychomys torridus (southern grasshopper mouse)
Lineage: Eukaryota; Metazoa; Chordata; Mammalia; Rodentia; Cricetidae
Gene: Sap30
Product: Sin3A associated protein 30
Exons: 4
Coding region: 301-963 (220 amino acids)
Biological process (GO): regulation of DNA-templated transcription
Cellular component (GO): histone deacetylase complex
Molecular function (GO): protein binding; transcription coregulator activity
Source: RefSeq, a predicted model, not a curated record